UGAGGGUAACAUCAUGUAGUUUCACACAGUCUGUGUGACUUUAAAAUAUUAAGACUUAGUUGUUUCCCAUGUUUUAUCUCUUGGAAACUUAUUCGUGUUUUUAACGUCCAACCGACAUCAUGUUCCUGCGCGGAUCAAAGAAGCGACGGUCCAACCGCUCGCAGGAGGAAGAGGACCCAGACAGAGGGCAGCCCUGCAUGCGCUGUGGGGAUCAGUGCCCUGGCUUCCGUGUACAUGGAUGGAGGAAGAUUUGUGUUCACUGCAAGUGUGUGCGAGAGGAGCAUGCCGUUCGCACAGUGCCGGGCCAGCUGGAAAAGAUGAUGACGAAGCUGGUAUCAGACUUCCAGAGGCACUCCAUCUCUGACGACGACUCGGGCUGUGCCUCAGAGGAGUACGCAUGGGUCCCACCUGGGCUCAAGCCUGAACAGGUUUACCAGUAUUUCAGCUGCCUGCCAGAGGACAGAGUGCCUUAUGUGAACAGUCCAGGAGAGAGAUACCGGAUCAAACAACUGCUGCACCAGCUCCCAGCACACGACAGCGAGCCUCAGUACUGUAACUCUCUGGAUGACGAGGAGAAGAAGGAGCUGCGUUUGUUCAGCCAGCAGAGAAAAAGAGAAAACCUGGGCCGUGGCGUCGUCAGGCUCUUUCCUGUCACAAUGACAGGAGCGAUCUGCCAACAGUGUGGCAGACAGAUCUGCGGUGGAGACAUAGCAGUGUUUGCCAGCCGGGCGGGACACGGCAGCUGCUGGCACCCUCAGUGUUUCCAGUGCGCCUCCUGCAGCGAGCUGCUCGUCGAUCUGAUUUACUUCUACCAGGACGGACAGAUCUACUGCGGACGGCACCACGCUGAGAGGCUCAAACCUCGCUGCCAGGCCUGCGACGAGAUCAUUCUGGCAGAUGAAUGUACGGAGGCAGAGGGAAGAUACUGGCACAUGAAGCACUUCUGUUGUUUUGAGUGUGAGGCUGCGCUGGGAGGUCAGCGCUACAUCAUGAGAGAGAGUCGACCGUACUGCUGCUCCUGCUACGAAUCGCUGUACGCAGAGUACUGUGACACCUGUGGAGAACACAUAGGUAUCGAUCAGGGUCAGAUGACCUAUGAGGGUCAGCACUGGCACGCUGUGGAGGCGUGUUUCUGCUGCGCCCGCUGUCGGCUCCCUCUGCUUGGGCGUCCGUUCCUCCCUCGGGCCGGGCUUAUUUACUGCUCCAGACCCUGCUCGCUGGGAGAAGACCCCAACAAUUCAGACUCUUGUGACUCUGCGCUGCACAGCAGGUCAUCUCAGCACAGACGGGGUGGGUCGGCAGAGAAACUGGAGCAGACACAGUGUGGUUCGCCACUGCAGCCACUAGAGGGCAACAAUCCUCCUGCAAAAGACUACACUCGCACUGCAGUGGAAAACAGAGGUGUUCACUGCACCGCUCCAGUUCAAAACGGAGCUCCUUCACCCAGCGGUCACCCAAGAGGAUCCUACUCCCCUCUUCCCCACAUUCAUUUAGGGAAUGGAUUAGGUCCAUCUUGGCCCAGUGACCUUCCUCACUACAGUUUACUUCCAGCAGACAUCAAACCUCCUGCUGCUGGUCUUCAGUUUCAGACACAGCUCAAUGGAAAUGCUGGACUGACUGGUCUUAGUUCAAGAGGAACCUCUGCUGCUAAAGACUGCAGGAACUGGGUGGAGAAGACAAAUCAAGUUAUGCAAGUGUUUCCUCCUCAGAUAGACUCACACGCAAACCACCUCACUUCACCAGACUCCCCUCCCCUCCCGCCCAACCCCUCCAUCCUCCCUCCUCCUCUUCCUAUUAAAUCCAAAGACUUGUUACCCCCUGAGUUGCCGCCACCAGUCCUCCCCCAACCAGAGGUUCAGCCCUCAGACUCCCCGCCCCCGCUGACUCGCAGCAGCACAGCCAGGGUCAGCUUCAGAGAGCCAAUCAGCAGCAGCUACUCUGUGGAUGAGGAUGAAGAUGAGAACGAGGAGGAGCAUCAGGAAGGAGGGGAAAACCAGCAGGACGAGGACGAGAUGGAGGAAGGUUUCGGAAGCAGGCUAAAUCUUCGGAAAGGCAUCCCACCUCAGAUGGAUCUGCUGGAUGGAUCCUCCUACCACCAGAGGAGUCUACGGCGAGGCUGGAGCCGCUGCCGUGUCCCCUCAGACCCGUCACUCCACCCCGGAGCAGAGAGGCGCCCCCAUCGCUCACGGCCCGACAGGCCUCGGCUCGAGACGCUCGAGUGGAGAGGCGAGAAAGAGAGAGACAACCGGUGCUCCGCCUCUCUGACCCUCCAGCCUGGCCAGUACAAACAUGGAGAGUCCUGCUCCACCUGCUCCUCAUCCUCAGACUCAGAGGAGGAGGGCUUCUUCCUCGGACAGCCCAUCCCUCUGCCGCCGCAGCUGCGAAAGCAACCGGAGGAGGGGAGAGCAGAGGAGAAGGAGGUGCAGAGAGACUCGGGGUUGAGAGGAAGCUUCAGGAGGAGACGAGCCCACAGCCUGGGGGCAAAGGACAAAGAUAAAAACUGUGCUAUCUCCUAAUACUGAACAUAAACAUCACUAAACAGCAGGAUGUUUUUUUUAGAGAUGGUGCACAAAAGGAGCUAUUGACCCUCAUGACUCAUGUUGAAGCUGUUUAUCAGUUUUAUGAUGUGAUGAAUCAGACACACAUGAAGACUCAAAGAGGGGAACCACAGCUGUUCGACCAGCAAAGAGAAGCACAAUAAACCUCAGAGGAGUCACUGCUCGACCUGUACGGUGCUGAUGCUUGUGUUACUUUGAAAUGUUACACAAAGAAAAUAAUGACAGAAUUAUGUGACGAAUGUGGAGUGAUUAUUGGUCAUGUUUGGCUUAUGUGUAUGAAAGUGUGAACACAAACAGCGCUGAAACUUUACUGACUUUUACCUUUGAUCAUUACACUCACUGAGCAUUUUAUUAGGUACACCUGUUCAUCUGAUUGCCAGUCACAAUAUAAUCAUCGCAACCAAUGCAUAUAGGUAUAUAGGCAUGGUCAAGAUGAUUUGCUUAAGUUCAAAACCAAGCAUCACAAUGGGGAAGAGAGAUAAUUUAGAUGACUGGGUUCUGACUCUGUUAACUCUACUGGGUACCAGUUUUGCUCAGUUGAGCGAAUGCUCAUAUACAGAGGCUAUAAUCCUCAACACAGUGGUAAUGAAGCAGGAAGAGAGGGAUGCAGAAAGACGGACAAGAGAAACAACAAAACAACAAAUGGAAGACAAAACUAUGACUAUCAUUGCCAUAAACUUACCUAAAAUUUUAUAGGAUAUAUAUUUUUUUAUGUAUUUCUUUAUUUGUAAAGGGACCAUGUACAAUAAUAAACAUAAAUGUUGCCAUUUGAUGCAUUGUACCAGAGUUAGCUUAAAGCUAAUUUACAUCUGCAGUCCCUUGGCAGGUCACAAUUAAAACAUCAGUUAUAAAGCAAAGAUAUCAAUGAAACAUAAAACAUUAGCUCAAAGAUAGAGCUAUAUCUUCUAAAACAUCCAGAAGAAAAGGGCCAGAAAACCAGGAAGCUCCUGUUAAAAGAUUAAUUUAGCUAUAAGUGAUGUUUGUCUGUUGUCACCAUCAGCAGUCUGAGGGCUGAAUCCUGCACAAAAUGUCUGUAUGGCCUACAUGUAAAAAUGCUCAAGGCAGACGCUCAUUUACAUGAGGCAAUCUUUUGAGAGUGUAUUCCUGCUAUCAGCAGCACCUUGUCUACCUGCUCUUAAACACUAUGGCCACAUCUAUAUAGAAACCAGCAAAUAUUUGCCUGAUCAUGAUUGUAAAAGUAUAUGCAAAUCUAAUUUCGACAGACGGAGCCACGCACCCCACAAGAUAUUUUGAGACAUUGGCCUUAAAGUUCUGCACAGUACUGCAUAUGCCAGUUUUUCCAGUAUCAUUCAGGCCUAGUUUGGAGUCGAAGUCCAGAUUAUUGCCAUCUAAAGGGCCAUGAACCCCUUGCACUUUACUCUUCCCCAUCCCCAAAAAAUUGGACACCCCUUAGAACUGAGUGGAGUACAGUAGGUGGAGUGGGUGUAUUGCAGUUAAGCCCAUGUCUGCAUGCCUACAUGCACUGGUUACUGCCAUGUGAUUGGCUGAUAAGAUAUUUGCAUGAGUGAGCAGUUGAACAGGUAGGCCUAAUACAGUGUUUAGUGAGUGUUUAUGCAAGAGUGAGAACACAAACAGCUCUAAAAUUUUACUGUUUUUAUCUUCAAACAUGAUUUCCAUAUGCAAACUUACAGUAGCAAAUUUAAGAAGCUAUGAGGAGCUCUUUUAGGACUAUUAUUAAAACUCUACUGAAACCACAUUUCUGUGCUCUUACGUGCAAUUUAUAUACUGCUGUGUAAUAUUACGUUAUGGACACUACAUGGCCAAAUAUGUAAUAUGAUGUUUUUAGCAACUAAUGGUUGUUUUAUAUCUUUAAAAAGACAAAAAAUAGAAGAGAGUCUGUUGUGUUUCUCUUUUUUUUUUUUUGUAAAGUACAAAACAAUAUUGCAAAAUGUGUGGGCAUAUGUCUUCAAACAGCAAAAACUACUGUUUGUCUAUUGAUCUAUUUUUAUAUAUUUGGUGAAGGGUGCUUUUCUUACUGUCAUACUGCUGGAUACAGGAAGCAAU
Cheilinus undulatus (humphead wrasse) is the source of this 4583-nucleotide messenger RNA. It is a transcript of the gene prickle3, whose product is annotated as prickle homolog 3. Gene Ontology annotation, molecular function: zinc ion binding. The transcript is spliced from 11 exons. The record is from RefSeq and is a predicted model, not a curated record. The coding region runs from base 120 to 2516 and encodes 798 amino acids. NCBI's taxonomy places the organism in Eukaryota, Metazoa, Chordata, Actinopteri, Labriformes, Labridae.